GAUCCCUAACUACCUACUACAUUGGUUACAUUACAUUGUAUUUUAUUUGUGACAUUUUUUUAUAAAAUAAAAUAGAUCUCCAAAAGAUAACCUUUCGAUCGAUAACUUAAUCCGAGAUGAUACUGCUAAAAGAAUCAAAGAUAUUGUAAGGGUAGAAGUUUCAAGUGGUUGAAGUUAGUGAUAUUCAAGGGAUCGUUGAAUACUUAUUUUUAUUUGGAUUUAAACUAAACUUAUCGCUAUGUCCGGAAGAAAGAAAGCUCCUCCACCAGCAUUCAAUCUCAGGAUUCAAUCUCCAGAACCACCAGUGACUCCACCUAGGAAUUUAGAUAAACAAACUACUAUAACAGUCGAUGAUAAAACAUUUACUGUACAUGCUGACGAUCUUGUGAAGAUAUGUGAUCUUGGACGUGGUGCGUAUGGAGUUGUGGAGAAGAUGCAUCAUAAACCUAGUGACACAAUAAUGGCAGUCAAGAGAAUCACCUUUAACAACCAAUCACAGGAACUGAAACGACUGCUAAUGGAUUUAGAUGUAUCUAUGAGAGCAAGUGCCUGCCCAUACACUGUACAUUUUUAUGGUGCAAUGUUUAGAGAGGGAGAUGUAUGGAUUUGCAUGGAAGUAAUGGAUAUGAGCCUUGAUAAAUUCUAUACAAAGGUCUACAAGAACAACCAAACAAUACCCGAAAAUAUCCUUGGAAAAAUUGCAUUUUCAGUUGUAAGUGCCUUGCAUUAUUUGCAUUCAAAAUUGAAAGUUAUACACAGAGAUGUGAAGCCAUCAAACAUUUUAAUUAAUAGAAAGGGGGAGGUAAAAAUGUGCGACUUUGGUAUAUCAGGAUAUUUGGUGGACUCUGUUGCAAAAACAAUAGAUGCUGGUUGUAAGCCUUAUAUGGCACCUGAAAGGAUCGACCCUGCAGGCAAUCCUGGCCAGUAUGACAUACGUAGUGAUGUGUGGUCUCUGGGUAUUUCAAUGAUAGAACUUGCUACUGGUAACUUUCCUUACAGCUCUUGGGGCACACCAUUUGAACAGUUAAAGCAAGUUGUGAAAGAUGAUCCCCCUAGAUUGCCCAGUGGACAGUUUUCAGCAGAGUUUGAAGAUAUGAUUGUAAAAUGUUUGCAGAAAGACUACAAACAGAGACCCAAUUAUGAUGCAUUGUUAGCACAUCAGUUUUGUCAGGAGCAUAGUCAGAAGGAGACUGAUGUAGCUUCCUUUGUACAGGAAAUACUAGAUUUGCCAGAUGAAUCCUAGUAAGAAACUGUAUUUUAUUAAGUACCAUUAAGUACAAGUGUUUAGUGAUUACUAACAAUAAUGUAGAUUGUUACUGGAGAGAACUUUGUUCAAAUUGUUAUUAACAAGCUAUUAUUUGUAUAUGUAAUAGUACAAAAAUGGUUUCAGAUGAGACUGUUGUGUAAUACUUAUUUUGAUUUUUGACAGUGAAAAAAUCACUUGGUUUUUAUUCAGUUGUAUAGAAUUUUGAAUACUUUAUGUAUGUAUAUAUCAAUAGAUAGGAUUUUCCGUAAUUGCAAAUAUAAUAAUGCAAUUAUCAUUUUGUUAGACCUAAAUCUGAAGGUCAUAGAGUAGAAAACAUGAAGUGUAAUAAAAGGAAAUAAAAUAUGUAAACACUCGAUUAUGUUUAAGGGAAACUAUUAUGAGUUAUUUUAACUGACUGUAUGUACGUCUUUAAUAUACAUCACAAAUUAAUUAGCCUUAAUAAAAUUAAUUUGUUUUC
Diatraea saccharalis (sugarcane borer) is the source of this 1724-nucleotide messenger RNA. NCBI's taxonomy places the organism in Eukaryota, Metazoa, Arthropoda, Insecta, Lepidoptera, Crambidae. The record is from the annotation of a GenBank genome assembly.